Molecule: messenger RNA, 2130 nt
Organism: Brienomyrus brachyistius
Lineage: Eukaryota; Metazoa; Chordata; Actinopteri; Osteoglossiformes; Mormyridae
Gene: vgll3
Product: vestigial-like family member 3
Exons: 4
Coding region: 359-1378 (339 amino acids)
Biological process (GO): regulation of transcription by RNA polymerase II
Cellular component (GO): nucleus
Source: RefSeq, a predicted model, not a curated record
AGGCGAUCGCUUGGGUGUGGUUAUCACUAACUUAACUAAGACUGAAACUCAUCUCCCUCAGUUUUAGUGGGCGUGUGACGGCUUGAUGUAAAACGCCCCAUGAACAUUUGUGCGGAGGCGAAAUGGAGUUUUAGUAGUCUUCUGUUGUAGUCUGCUUUUUUGAUGCAUGGUCUAUUAGUUGUGGAAAAACCUGAUGGGGAAUCUUUUGUUUGUAUGCUAAUAGUUCCUCCGUUGGCGGAUCAGCCUUUUGUCCACGCACAGGUUUAUAGGGACAAUGCACCCGCUGACGUUUAUCCCAGUGUGAGGAUUGCACCGCUAUAUUUUUACCUCCAAACUCUUGAGAUACAGAAGUCCUGCCAUGAGUUGUCUGGAUGUUAUGUAUCAUCAGACUUAUGGAGCCCAUCAGUACUUGCCGGCGACAUCGGCGGCUUACAAGGCUGCGUAUUACCGUCGCCAGCAGAAACAGCAGAGGGAUGCCCCCCACACUUGUGAUGUCACUGCCCUGAUGUCACUCUCCCCCGCCAUAUCUUUACAGAAGAAACUCUGCUUCUACAGAAAGAUGCAGGACUCUCUGGAAGUAACAGUGGAGGGAAAAGAGCAAAAAGAGGAGCGUGGCAGGGAGAGGGCGGGUGGAGAAAGGGAGCCUGCAAAGGAGGCUCCACCCGCAGAGGCUGAGUACCUGAGCUCCAGGUGCGUCCUCUUCACCUAUUUCCACGGAGACAUCAGUGACGUGGUGGAUGAGCAUUUCUCCCGCGCUCUGAGCCAGUUCAGCGCCUUUACUGAGGACAGGAAAGGCAGCCAGACCCCCUUAGGAGGACGCUGGAAAGAUGGACCAUCUCUCCCUGCAGGUCCCUGCACCGGAUUCCCGUCGUCCCUGUGGAGCAGCAGUUACCCCCCACAGAGCAGUCCCUGUGUCCCCUCCGUCCAUCCCGAUAUCCCCCCAGGCGCCGCUUUCCAUUCUGGGGAACCCAGCACAUGGGCUGGGCACAGUCUCCACCAGCCUGGCCUGCCUGCCUCAGCCACCCUGUCAGAGUCUUGGCACUAUGCCCUGGGGGGCCAAGGAGGCACGAGUUACCCUCAUGUGCAUGAGGUGUACCCCCACGUUCACGCCCAUCACCCGCAUCCGCACGCCCAUCACAUGCUCCACCACACCCACAACCCAGCCCUGGACCCCCGUUUCAACCCACUGUUGCUCACCAGCGUGCGUCCAGCCUGCAACUCUGCCCCGCACUGUGAGGGGACCAAGACUGUCCCAGAGACAGGCAGCGGUCCUGCACACAGCUGGCCCAGUUCAUUCCAUGGGUCUCUGGACAUCGUUGAUCCAGGUGGGUGUCGUGGAUCCGGAGAAAGGAAAGCCUUCUGUUUGGUUCUGAGAUGAAGGUGGUGAGUGAAGCCUUCUAACAGACAGUUUCCUGCGCUAAGACAGCGAGCGUGAUGAAUUCCCUGGGAAUUCUUUCCGGAAAAGAAACUGUCUCCUUAGGUUCAUGCACAGCGGCGUCUAUCAAGAACAUUAAAGUUUUACCAAAGCCAAAAGACUUGCCUUACGUGGGAUUUUUGAUGAGAUUUACAAAGUGGUAUGUUGCCAAAGAGAGAAGGUUCUCUCAGGAAGGACAUCUUUGUGACAGGACCUGGAUUCUAAGGUAUACUUUUCUUUUUUAAAACCUGUUAUGAUUUUGAUUUGAAUUUUAUUUUGAAUUGUUGUGAGUCCAUGUACACCCCGAUAGUUCUGUUUAAAGAACUGAUAUUGUUUGUGCACUACAGCUCAGCCUAUUAGAGAUGUUAUAUUGCUGGAAAAUCCCUUUAACUAACAGUAUCAUAUUUUGUUUAACAUAGAGUAUAAUAUCAUCCUUAGUGGUUUGUUAACUGCUUGGACGCAGUUGGUGGUUAAUUUCUUGGGCUUUCAUUUUCUUUCAUCGUUUACGUGUGUACCAUGAAUAUUUGCCUUUAUGGUGCAAGUUGGUGUAGCCAUUGAUGUGAAUUUAUAAAUUGCUAAGUUCUAUUGGCAAAUACUCAUUAGUUCCCUUUGCAUGAAAAAAAAAAGUGUAAUUGCAAUAUUAAAUAUUUUAAUGUGAAUCAGAUGUGCAUUGGAAAUAUACUGUUGACUCAAAAUCAAACUUUUCUCUCAAUGCA